AUGUUGAUAGCUCUGUGGAUUUUAUUUUAUCAUAUCCAUCGAAUUAUUUCGAUGGAAUGUGAAUAUUCAUCACGUGAAUAUCAAGUUGUUCUUCGACCAGAUUUAUUAGCAAAUUCAUUUCAAGCUGGUGUUAUGAAAUUUAUUGAUGUAUUAGCUAAGAUUGAAGAUACAAAAGUUAUUGAUUUCAAAGUUUCACGAUCAUCUUUAAAAUAUAAGAAUAUGACUAUAGUUGACUAUACUCCAGAAAACAGUCAACUAUCCGAAGAAUUUUUCAUUCCAAUCAAAUUUAAAUCACGACAAAAGAAAACAACUGAACCAGCUGAUAUUGUUAUGAAAAUUUCAAAUGCUGAUCCAGGACUUUCAUGUGUCCCAUUAACGGUUGCACAAAAUUAUAUUGAUACAACAAAGAUUAAAUUUGAACUUGAUGUACAUGGUGAAAAUGGUCGUAUUAGACCUCAAUUUGCACAUAGUUAUACUACUGAUCUAUCAUUAGACUUUGAUCAAACAACUGCAAUCAAUCUAUCUUCUAUUCUUAUCGAUGCUGCUACUAAAACCACACGUUCCAACGAACCAAUUAUUAUCAUUCCUAAUUCAUAUGGCAAGAAGACAUUGCAAACAGCUGAUUUUGAGAUUCGUUUAGCAGGAGAAAAAGCAGAAGCAGAGAUCCGAUAUUAUCGAGACGCAAGUGUGCUACAACCUGAAUUUUCUUUUAGAAUCAAAGGUGCAACAGUUCAGCGAGAAAUACUUAUUGCUUCACAGCAGUUAAUUAGUCAAUUGUCACAAUUGUCAUCAAUUGCUUUAUAUGCUUUGAUACAACCAAAAUAA
Molecule: messenger RNA, 825 nt
Organism: Adineta steineri
Lineage: Eukaryota; Metazoa; Rotifera; Eurotatoria; Adinetida; Adinetidae
Source: the annotation of a GenBank genome assembly